This is a messenger RNA of Anopheles funestus (African malaria mosquito), 2517 nucleotides long. RefSeq lists its product as uncharacterized. Gene Ontology annotation, cellular component: nucleus. The transcript is spliced from 7 exons. Gene Ontology annotation, molecular function: zinc ion binding. Lineage: Eukaryota; Metazoa; Arthropoda; Insecta; Diptera; Culicidae. Bases 146 to 1408 code for a protein of 420 amino acids. The record is from RefSeq and is a predicted model, not a curated record.
UGUGUGUGUGUGUGUUUUUUUGUUUUUUCUUUCGUAAACAACCAACAGUUGACUCGAGUUUUGUGUUUCACAUCCAAUCGCAUCUCACCAGCUUUGAUUACGUACACAUUUACACACAUCGCAUCUCUUACCCCGUAACUUCCGGAUGGCAAAGUUACGAAGCAUCUUCAAAAAACAUUUGAUCCCGAAUCUGGAGCGCAAAUGUCGCCUCUGCCUGUCGGAUAAGGAAAUCGUACAAUCCAUCUUCCAGUCGGAAAACAGCAAAGAAACAACCGAUACGCUUGUGGAGAAAAUAUUCGAAUGUACCGCCAUAAUGCUCUCCAAGGAUUAUGACUUCCCUUCGCCCAUCUGCGAGGACUGUGCGCUAAAGUUGGACGAGUUUCUGCUCUUUCGCACGAAAUGUUUGCGUAGUAACGAGAUCUAUCGAUUCAAUCGUCUUCACAAGCAACGAUUACUCUUCACCAGGAAACCAGUCCAGGAGGAAGCGGCGGUUACUGCUGGAACUGGUGAUAAACUGGACACCGAAUCAACUGCAUCAACAGAUGAACCGGACGGGAUGGGUACUGCCGAGGAAGUUGUUGCUCCGUUAGCGUACCCAAUUCCUGCGGUCGUUAUCGCUGAGGCAAGUGCUUCCAGUAGCUCCGACAGCCGUACGGUAAUAGAGACGCAGGAGCAGAUCACGACUGAAGUCGUUGCUGGAACAGAGGACGCUGCAGAGGUGGGAUCAACAAUACAAAACGGAGUAGCAGAAGUUGACGGUGGGUCACGUGAUCGGGAAACGGAAUGUAAUGGUAAUCAUCAAGAGUCAUCCUCUGGACUAGAUGAACCAGAGGAUGAGUGUAUUCCUAGGUGGAAACCACCACCAGAUCCGGACGAUAGUGAAAGUACCAGCAGACUUUCACCCGCACCCGUAGUACUUCUGGUGGAUGAAACGGACACUACCGUAAGUGAAACAGAGGACGGUGAAGAAGUGAUACUUUUGCCAGCGGAACUACUGGAUCUUUGCGUCACGAGUGAAGAACGAUUGGAAGAUAUCGGGGAUGUUAAAUUCCCCAUCGAAACGAUCGAACAGCUGGAACAGUUAGAACGAUUGGUCCGAUCGUGCGAUACUGCAAGGGAACGCUAUAUAAACAUCCUUCGGCGGUUGAAAACACACGAUACCUCGCUCAGUGACACAUAUCAACGGUUGUUCGCGGAUAGGCUGCUGAUCCACUACAAUUACGAUGGCAUCUCGCCAAAGUACAACAAGCGACCACUGAAAACGUUGCUACUGUUCACCGAAUGUAUGGCUGUGGCCUGGGAGGACCAUAUGGAUGUCGGUAGGGUAAGAGAAGCUGUAACAGAGGCUGUGAGAAAAUCCCAUAAUCGUUACAAUCAGUACAACCAUCGUAAGGUAAGGAACAUAUAAAUUAUUUACUUUUAAAUCAAUCUAAUUAGUUUAUCUAUUCCCUUAUGUGACAUUAAAAGCGUGCCAGCUACGAAUGGUUAUAGCUGACGAUACCCCAUUGAAAACGAUGUUCGAUAGGGGAACACGAUGAUGGUGAAGUCAACAACUGCCAGCAUUCGUCUGUGCCGGAGGGGGAGGGGAGUCACGUAAAAAACCACCCCCCGUUAGUUAAGUAUUUUAUCAAACACCCCGGGAGUUGUUUUUUCACAACCACUACUUAGUGACACACACAGUUUUCUACAACACAACAAACUUAGUCUAGAGGCGAGUAGUAAAGGUAGCUAGAGAAUGUGUAGGCAGCAGAUAGCUGAUGCUGAAGGUAGAGCAAGAUAGCGUAGAUUAAAAACAAUGUAGAUCACGCAAAACGUGAUGAGUGAGGACACUGGGUAUAGUGUUUGUUUAGCAUCUCAGAACCAAAUUACACACCGCGCAAUUUCGCAGCAGUAUUAGUAGCUUUAUUUAGCAAAACUUCACUAGUGAUUAGUGCGUGAUACGUAGGCAAAAAAGCAAAUUGUAGUAUAUAGUACUCUAGUGCGGUAAAACGGUAUUCUUAGACAAAAUCGAAAAAGUGAUAGUUAAAAAGAAUGUGCAAACGAAAACGUCCUGCGAACGGAACAAAGCGCUUCGCAUUCUUGGUAGCGUCGUGUGUUGAUUAGAAGUUCUUACAGUUGCUGGGCCGAUGUUACAAAUGUGCGAUGGAAAGUUAUCUUAGUUAUCACUCUGGUUUUUAUAAAGCUUCGGUGCGUAAUUCUUUUCUAUCUAAUAACUUUCAUCCGGUUGUUUGGUGCGCCUAAAAGAGAGAGAGAAAGAGAGUUAUUUUAAAAAUGCGAAUUACGAGCGUAUUUAUAAACUUUUGUACCUUUAUGGACGAUUUUUGCCCAUUUUUAAUCUAGAUAUGAUGCAACACCGUAAACCACUACCGAAAUAGGGGACCAGCAUACGACCACGAUCCCCCCCCCCCCCCCCCCCACCCCCCCGAAUGUUUCCCUCUGCCACUAAAAACUGCGUUCGCUACUUACAGAUUUAACAAUGUUACAAUAAUAUAAUGAUAAAAUGAAAUUACACUGAAA